Paraglomus brasilianum is the source of this 501-nucleotide messenger RNA. The record is from the annotation of a GenBank genome assembly. Lineage: Eukaryota; Fungi; Glomeromycota; Glomeromycetes; Paraglomerales; Paraglomeraceae.
AUGCAAGGAUUGCUACUUAUCCUUUACCCUCUGAAGAUUGGGUUAAACCAGGUUGAAAGAUAUAGGAGAAAUACUGAUGAUGCGUUUGCUGUCGUUCGCAAACUGCGUAAAAGGAAAAUAAUCUCGAUCUGUUUGACGGAAUUGUUGAAUCCUGACAGAAAUCUCAAGCGACAUGAUCUACUCGAUUUUAUAGUCAAUCAAAUUGAGAAAUCUGAAGAGGUCUAUUUCCAGCCAUUUACGUACCUGAAAUACUCGCCCAUAGUAUAUCAAUAUACCAUAGUCGAAUUUGGCGCUCAGUCGAAAGCGGCUAAACAUCUGAUGAAUGAAGUAACGUCUGUUAGAAUUGCAAUCACCCUGAUGACUGAAGUUCUAUCUCAACAAGUGCCAUCGGCGAAAGUUCCUUUAAAGGCCUUUAUUCGAAAAACGUCAAAGCGAGCGAGAGUUGCAGGAGGCGAUGGAGUAUACCUCCGCCGACCGGGAACUUGGGCUUAUUUGCGAUAA